Messenger RNA from Coprinopsis cinerea okayama7#130, 219 nucleotides. RefSeq lists its product as hypothetical. The record is from RefSeq and is a predicted model, not a curated record. Bases 1 to 219 code for a protein of 72 amino acids. The transcript is spliced from 3 exons. Lineage: Eukaryota; Fungi; Basidiomycota; Agaricomycetes; Agaricales; Psathyrellaceae.
AUGGAGUGGUCCGAGGACGGAGGUUUGGGAACAGGGGGUAGCCGGCUUAGUGCGGGUGAGCCGGUGGAUACGGAAGUGGAAGAUGAUUGGGAUGGGAUGGUUGAGCUUGAUACGGGCGUUUCGAAGUUAUACGGAGAUGACGGCGCUCUCGUUGUUCUUCUUCAAUCUGUUGCCGGUGUGGAGGCUAGAUGGGAUGCAGCUGCUGGAGUGUUUGGUUAG